CCUUGCACUCCACCUCCAUCCAUCCAUCAACAACACAACACACUCACCCAUCCCAAAUUCAAAAUGUCACACCCAACAACAAUGAAAGCCUGGCUAUACAGCCACACCUCGCCCACCCUCGAACAAAACCUCACCCUCACACCCAGCGCUCCCGCUCCUCCACCCCCCAAAACCACCCAACUCCUCAUCCGCGUCCUCGCCUGCGCCCUAAACCCAGCAGAUUACAAAGUCCCCUCAAUGCCCAUCGUCUCGCGCCUCUUGAUCCGCAAACCCGCCAGUCCGUGUCUCGACUUCGCAGGCGAAAUUGUUACCCCGGGAGCCAAUGUGACGGAGUUCAGCGCGGGACAGAUUGUUUACGGAACGUUGAGUCUACCGACCCAAUUUGGGCCGUUGGGGGAGUAUAUUAUCGCCGAGGCGGAACAUGUACAAUUGGUGCCGGAGGGGGUAGAGAUCGAUCAUGCGGCGACGGUGGGGGUUGCAGGGCAGACGGCGUGGCAGGCUAUUGCGCCGUAUGUGACUGCGGAUAAAGGGGAUAAGGUGCUUAUUGUGGGUGCGUCCGGUGGAUGUGGGAUUUAUGCCGUGCAGAUUGCCAAGGCGUUGGGGUGCGAGGUGACUGCGGUGUGCUCGACCAAGAAUGUGGAGUUUGUGAAGGAAUUGGGGGCGGAUGAGGUAAUUGAUUAUGUGAAUGAGGAUGUGGUGGAGGUGUUGAAGGGAAAGGGGAAGGUGUUUCAGUUGGUGGUGGAUCAUGUGGGUGAGCCGACGGGGUUGUAUGCGGAGAGCGAGGGGUUCCUUUUGCCCGGGGGAGUGUUCACGCAGGUCGGGGCGCAUUGGAUGCCGACAUUUGUGGUGAGGAUGCUUAGGCCGCGCUUUUUGGGCGGCGGGAGCACCAAGUAUGUGCCGAUCUUUUGGAAGAGUAAUAAGAAGGAUUUGACGAAGAUGGGGGAGUUGAUCAAGGAGGGGAAGGUGAGGGUGAUCCUGGAUAGUGUGUUUGAGUAUGAGGAUGCGCCAAAGGCGUUUGAGAAGUUGAGGGGAGGAAGGGCUAGGGGGAAGAUUGUGGUUCAUGUUGCGGAGAGGAAGUAAGAGGUUAUAGUUUUGUAUUUGAAUCAUUACUAUUCGUAGGCGGUGGAUUCUAAUGCUUUAGGUGGAUGUCUGCAUGAGGUUCAUUGUCGCUCCAAGAAUGUCAGCGCUCCGAUGGACAUCGCAUCCACGGCUGUUUGAAGCGUGGGCUCGAUCACUGGCGCAAAGUAUGGCGAGUGGUUACUGGGAAGGUCCUUCACCGUGUCAUUCUUCACUGCGUCGUCCCAGGUUUGAGGAUCGACGCCGCCAUAUGUCCACAUCACGUACGGUGCGUUCACAGCUCGAGCCAAUAAUGAGAAAUCCUCACUUGCGU
This is a messenger RNA of Aspergillus ibericus CBS 121593, 1390 nucleotides long. RefSeq names its product NAD(P)-dependent alcohol dehydrogenase. The record is from RefSeq and is a predicted model, not a curated record. Gene Ontology annotation, molecular function: zinc ion binding; oxidoreductase activity. NCBI's taxonomy places the organism in Eukaryota, Fungi, Ascomycota, Eurotiomycetes, Eurotiales, Aspergillaceae. The coding region runs from base 82 to 1080 and encodes 332 amino acids. The transcript has a single exon.